CUCUCUCUAAUUUUUUUUGAGUGAAAAAACAUAUCAUUACCCCUCUCUUUUUAUAUCCCUUUUUUUGUCAUUUCCUCGCUCCCUUUUCAUUUUUUUCAAAAUCGCCGGCGACCGGCGGAGAUUAAAAAUAAGCGUCGCAGAUUCUACACAUAACCGGCGAUAGAUAGAUACAGUAAAAUUGACGAGAUAAAACAAUGUCGGAGGAGGAAAAGUUACUGAAAGAGGCGAAAAAGUUACCGUGGGAAGAUCGGUUAUUACAUAAGAAUUGGAAAGUUAGAAAUGAGGCUAAUAUUGAUUUGGCUUCAUUUUGCGAUUCUAUAACCGAUCCUAAAGAUCCUCGCCUGCGUGAAUUCGGUCCGUUGUUUAGAAAAACAGUUGCGGAUUCAAAUGCGCCUGUUCAAGACAAGGCGCUUGAUGCUUUGAUUGCUUUUCAAAAAGCUGCUGAUGCUGAUGCUGGAAGGUAUGCUAAGGAGGUCUGUGACGCAAUUGUGGCGAAAUGCCUCACUGGUCGACCUAAGACAGUGGAGAAAGCACAGGCAGCAUUCAUGCUUUGGGUGGAGCUUGAGGCUGUUGAUGUUUUUCUGGAUACAAUGGAGAAAGCAAUUAAGAACAAAGUUGCCAAAGCUGUGGUGCCUGCCAUUGAUGUCAUGUUUCAAGCUCUGAGUGAAUUUGGAGCAAAAAUUGUUCCCCCGAAGAGGAUUUUAAAGAUGCUUCCAGAAUUAUUUGACCAUCAGGAUCAAAAUGUUCGCGCAUCCUCCAAAGGGCUAACUCUGGAGCUCUGCCGAUGGAUAGGGAAAGACCCAGUAAAAUCUAUUCUAUUUGAGAAGAUGAGGGAUACGAUGAAAAAAGAAUUGGAGGCUGAGCUUGUUACUGUUACGGGGACAGCAAGGCCAUCUCGCAAAAUUAGAUCUGAGCAAGACAAGGAGCCAGAGCCAGAAGCUGUAUCAGAAGCUGCUGGCCCGUGCGAGUCGGAUGAAAUUGCAGGUGAUGCUCCUCAAGAAAUAGAUGAGUAUGAGCUUGUUGAUCCUGUAGACAUCUUGACUCCUUUGGAGAAGUCUGGGUUUUGGGAUGGAGUGAAAGCGACCAAGUGGUCAGAAAGAAAGGAGGCCGUUGCAGAGCUUACCAAGCUUGCUUCGACAAAAAGGAUAGCACCUGGGGAUUUCUCAGAAGUUUGUCGGACACUAAAGAAGCUCAUUACAGAUGUGAACAUUGCUGUUGCAGUUGAAGCCAUCCAAGCUAUAGGCAAUCUUGCACGAGGUUUAAGAACUCAUUUUUCCGCGAGUUCUCGUUUCUUAUUGCCCAUUUUGCUUGAAAAAUUGAAAGAGAAAAAACCAACUCUUACUGAGUCACUUGGACAAACUCUUCAAGCACUGCAUAAGUCUGGGUGCUUAAAUCUUGUUGACAUUGUUGAAGAUGUGAAGACGGCUGCCAAAAAUAAAGUUCCUCUUGUUCGCUCGUUGAGCUUGAACUGGAUAACAUUUUGUAUUGAAACAAGUAACAAAGCUGUUAUUCUAAAAGUGCACAAAGAUUAUGUCCCUAUCUGUAUGGAGAGCCUUAAUGAUGGGACUCCUGAUGUGAGGGAUUCGGCAUUUGCUGUUCUGGCAGCAAUUGCUAAGUCUGUUGGCAUGAGACCUUUGGAGAGAUCAAUAGAGAAACUUGAUGAUGUCAGAAGAAAGAAGCUGUCUGAAAUGAUUGGAGGUUCAGGAGGAAGUGUGACUGGUGGAACAAGCUCAGCUACAGUUCAAGCUGUUAGUGGGAGCGUGUCUUCAACAGAGACAUCAGAAGCCUCAUUCAUUAGAAGGUCAGCAGCAAGCAUGCUUUCUGGGAAGAAGCCUGUUCCAGCUGCUCCUGCUAAUAAAAAGGUAGGGUCUACUAAAUCGGGGGCUAGCAAGAAAGGAGAUGGGACUGGGAGGACUGAAACCUCAAAAGCUAUUGAACCACCUGAAGAUGUUGAGCCAGCAGAAAUGAGUCUCGAAGAGAUUGAAAGUAGACUAGGAUCUCUUAUACAAGCAGAAACUGUUUCUCAAUUAAAGAGUACUGUUUGGAAAGAAAGGCUUGAAGCCAUAUCCUCAUUGAAACAGCAGGUUGAAGGGCUACAGGGCAUUGAUCAGUCUGUGGAGAUUUUAAUUCGUUUACUUUGUGCCAUACCUGGUUGGAGUGAGAAAAAUGUUCAGGUUCAGCAGCAGAUGAUUGAAGUUAUUACAUACCUAGCUUCAACUGCAACUAAAUUUCCAAAGAAAUGUAUCGUGCUUUGCCUUUUGGGUACUAGUGAACGGGUAGCAGACAUCAAAACUCGAGCUCAUGCCAUGAAGUGUCUUACUGCUUUCUGUGAAGCAGUAGGUCCAGGAUUUAUCUUUGAGAGACUUUACAAGAUUAUGAAAGAGCACAAGAAUCCUAAGGUCCUUAGUGAGGGAUUGUUGUGGAUGGUUUCAGCAGUUGAGGAUUUUGGCAUUUCACAUUUGAAGCUUAAGGAUUUGAUUGAUUUCUGUAAAGAUAUUGGAUUACAGUCAAGUGUGCCUGCUAGCAGAAAUGCCACCAUUAAGCUUCUGGGAGUUUUACAUAAAUAUGUUGGUCCAGAUAUUAAAGGGUUUCUAUCUGAUGUUAAACCUGCAUUACUUAGUGCACUUGAUGCUGAAUAUGAAAAAAAUGCUUUUGAGGGUGCUUCUGCUGCUCCUAAGAAAACAGUGAGGGCAUCAGAAUCAGCAACUUUGGUCUCUGCUGGCGGGUUGGACAGCCUGCCACGUGAAGACAUUAGUGGAAAAAUAACACCAACUCUGCUGAAGAGCAUGGAAAGUCCUGAUUGGAAGGUUCGUUUAGAGUCAAUUGAAGCUGUAAAUAAAAUCAUUGAAGAGGCUAGUAAACGCAUUCAGCCAACUGGAACUGGUGAAUUGAUUGGUGCUCUUAGAGGACGUCUGUAUGACAGCAAUAAGAAUUUAGUCAUGGCAACUCUGACCACCAUUGGUGGUGUUGCAUCGGCUAUGGGACCAGCUGUUGAGAAGUCGAGCAAGGGCAUUCUAUCAGAUAUUUUGAAGUGUAUUGGUGACAAUAAGAAACAUAUGCGAGAGUGUGCUUUGACUACUGUUGAUUCUUGGGUUGCUGCUGUUCAUCUAGAUAAAAUGAUCCCGUAUAUUGCAACAGCAUUGAUGGAUGCCAAGCUUGGUGCUGAAGGGCGUAAGGAUCUAUUUGAUUGGUUGUCAAAGCAACUCUCUGGAUUAAGUGAUUUUUCCGAUGCUGUGCAUCUGCUGAAACCAGCUGCCUCUGCUAUGACGGACAAGUCAUCCGAUGUUCGAAAAGCAGCAGAAGCAUGCAUCACUGAGAUCGUGAGGGUUUCUGGUCAAGAAACAGUUGAGAAGAAUCUAAGAGAUCUUCAGGGACCAGCCUUAGCUCUGGUUCUUGAGAAAGUGAAACCUCAUGGUGCUUUUCAAGAAUCAUUUGAAUCUGCAAAAUCAAUUUCUAUGGGGCCAUCAACCAAGACAAGCACAAAGGUUGGAAAAUCGGCUGCCAAUGGUGUCUCAAAAAAUAGAAUUAUGUCUUCAAGAGCCAUACCAGCGAAAGGUUCAAGACCAGAGCCCAUGAUGUCUGUUCAAGAUAGAGCUGUCCAAUCUCAAGCUUUGUUGAAUGUCAAAGACUCGAACAAGGAAGAGAGGGAGAGAAUGGUAGUCCGUAGGUUCAAGUUUGAAGAAUUGCGGAUUGAACAAAUUCAAGAUUUAGAGACUGAUAUGAUGAAAUAUUUUAGAGAGGAUUUACACAGGCGGCUCCUUAGUGCAGAUUUUAAGAAACAAGUUGAUGGGCUUGAGAUGCUACAGAAGGCACUUCCAUCCAUCGCAAGGGAACUGGUUGAGGUUUUGGAUAUCCUUCUGAGGUGGUUUGUUUUGCAGUUUUGUAAAUCAAACACAACUUGCUUGUUAAAGGUGCUAGAAUUCCUUCCUGAACUUUUUGACAUGCUGCGGGAUGAGGCGUACUUAUUGACUGAAUCAGAAGCGGCUAUAUUUCUUCCAUGUUUGAUAGAAAAGUUGGGACAUAAUAUUGAGAAAGUGCGAGAGAAAAUGCGUGAGCUUACUAAACAGAUUGUUCAUGCAUAUUCUGCUUCAAAAAUAUUUCCUUAUAUUUUGGAGGGCUUGCGCUCAAAAAACAAUCGCACACGAAUAGAGUGUGCUGAUCUUGUUGGAUUCUUGAUUGAACAUCACGUUGCCGAGAUUAGUGGGCAACUGAAAUCCCUUCAAAUUGUUGCGAGCUUGACAGCAGAACGUGAUGGUGAAACUAGGAAAGCUGCUUUAAAUGCACUUGCAGCUGGCUACAAGAUUCUUGGUGAUGACAUUUGGCGAUACACUGGAAAGCUUACAGAUGCUCAAAAAAGUAUGCUAGAUGAUAGAUUCAAAUGGAAGGUUCGAGAGAUGGAAAAGAGAAAGGAAGGUCGGCCUGGUGACUCCAGAGCUGCCUUAAGACGCUCUGUUAGGGAAAAUGGGUUUGAUUUGGCAGAACAAAGUGGGGAAGUUUCUCAAUCUGUAUCUGGCCCAGCAUUUUUGAGGAAAAAUGUUGGUCCACAUGAACUUCAGAUUGAAAGGCAGGUUAUGCCUCAUGCGGUUACUGGUGUCACUGGGCCCACAGAUUGGAAUGAAGCAAUAGAUAUUAUUUCCUUUGGGUCCCCAGAGCAGUCAGUUGAAGGUAUGAAAGUUGUGUGCCAUGAGUUGGCACAGGCCACUGGUGAUCCAGAAGGCAGUGCAAUGGAUGAUCUUGUGAAGGACGCUGAUCGACUUGUUUCAUGCUUGGCAAGCAAGGCAACCAAGACUUUUGACUUCAGUUUGACCGGAGCUUCAUCAAGGUCAUGCAAAUAUGUUCUUAACACUCUCAUGCAGACAUUUCAAAAUAAGAGACUUGCCCAUGCUGUCAAAGAAAGUACACUUGACAGUCUAAUAACAGAACUCUUACUUUGGCUAUUGGAUGAAAGGGUUCCUCAUAUGGAUGAUGGCAGCCAACUCCUGAAAGCAUUGAAUGUCCUGAUGCUUAAGAUUUUGGAUAAUGCUGAUCGGACAUCAUCCUUUGUUGUCUUGAUAAAUCUCUUACGUCCUUUGGAUCCCUCAAGAUGGCCUUCACCUGCGUCAAGUGAGACAUUUUCCAUUAGAAAUCAGAAGUUCUCUGAUCUUGUUGUCAAAUGCCUAAUAAAACUCACUAAGGUUCUUCAAAGCACUAUAUAUGAUGUUGAUCUUGAUCGCAUCCUCCAAAGCAUCCAUGUAUAUCUACAAGAACUGGGGAUGGAAGAAAUUAGGAGAAGAGCUGGAGCGGAUGACAAGCCAUUGCGCAUGGUGAAAACUGUUCUCCAUGAACUUGUUAAACUUCGUGGAGCUGCAAUAAAGGGCCACCUUUCUAUGGUUCCUAUAGACAUGAAGCCUCAACCAAUUAUACUUGCCUACAUUGAUCUUAAUCUUGAGACUUUAGCUGCUGCAAGAAUGUUGACAUCAACAGGGCCUGUGGGCCAAACUCAUUGGGGUGAUUCUACAGCCAACAAUCCAUCCUCUGCCCCACAUUCUGCAGAUGCGCAGUUAAAGCAAGAGCUUGCUGCAAUUUUCAAAAAAAUCGGUGACAAGCAAACAUGUACAAUUGGUCUAUAUGAACUAUAUCGCAUCACACAGCUAUACCCCAAGGUUGAUAUAUUUUCUCAGCUCCAAAACGCUAGUGAGGCAUUCCGCACAUAUAUUAGAGAUGGUUUGGCGCAGAUGGAGAAAAACGCUGCUGCAGGCAGGACACCUUCUAGUGUGCCCUUGUCAACUCCCCCACCAUCUGCUCUAAAUAUGUCCUCCCCUGAAUUUGCUCCUCUUUCUCCAGUUCAUACAAAUUCAUUAAAUGAUGUAAAAUCAAUGAAUGUGAAAUCUGAGUUUACAAACUUUCAUCUACCAUCGGCUUAUGCUGAAGAUAACAGAAAUGUCAGUGCCCUUACUUCAAGAGAUAUUUCUUUGGCUGACCAAAGAAAUGAGAAAUUCUUAAGUGGAGUAACUACCGCAUCAUUAGAUGCAAUUAGAGAGAGAAUGAAGAGCAUGCAGUUGGCUGCUGGUGGAAAUCUGGAUUCUGGAAAUAGGCCAUUACCAAGUGUGAAUGAUAACUUGAACAAUGGACUCUAUAGUCAAGUUUCCCGUGCAUCAGAAUCUGUCAGUAUGGAAAAUCCUGCGCAGGGAGGCGUUCUUCCUAUGGAUGAGAAAGCAUUAUCUGGCCUUCAAGCUCGGAUGGAGAGACUAAAAAGUGGUUCUAUUGAUCAUCUGUAGAUUACAAUUCGAGUUAGUGGGGAUAUAUUUGGCAUCUUUGCUUAUGAACACCAUCUCCUGCGAUGCUGUUUUGUAAAUGGAGGGGAGUUCAUAUCGCGACCAAAUCAAGGUUACUCAGUAUAGUUAUCAUUUAACGCCUUCAUUCUACACCGGAAAUGCUCAUUCCUCCCCAAAAUAUGAUACUUCUUUUUAAAAUCUUAGAAAAUUGCACUCUGGCAUUGUGCUGAAUGAUGUGUACUAGGUUGGUUACAGGCUUUUGUAUAUUGUAGGCUGUUUCUGAGCAAAUGUGCAAUUCCUUUAAUUUAAUGCAAUUUUAUACAGUUGUCAGUAAAUUUGUUGUAUACAAAUGGAUUAAUGCAUUAACAUAUUAAUGCCCUCUUUAAAUCUUCAAAUACAAUCCAAUUUUGCA
This is a messenger RNA of Mercurialis annua (annual mercury), 6666 nucleotides long. Its product is annotated as protein MOR1. Gene Ontology annotation, cellular component: spindle pole; kinetochore; microtubule plus-end. Gene Ontology annotation, biological process: microtubule polymerization; establishment or maintenance of microtubule cytoskeleton polarity; mitotic spindle organization. Gene Ontology annotation, molecular function: microtubule plus-end binding; microtubule plus end polymerase activity. The transcript is spliced from 54 exons. The coding region runs from base 195 to 6257 and encodes 2020 amino acids. NCBI's taxonomy places the organism in Eukaryota, Viridiplantae, Streptophyta, Magnoliopsida, Malpighiales, Euphorbiaceae. The record is from RefSeq and is a predicted model, not a curated record.